GAUCAUAACCUUGCUUUUCAUGCAAGGAUUUCUUCACCCUUCUCUCCUUCCAAAUCCGUCAUAGCUUUUGGAGAGAGAAAGUCUUAGUGUGAGAAAGUGUCACUCACUCUCUCCAUUCCUUCUUUUCUCUGCUCCCAAACACUGCUCAGAGGCUUUCACAGACUCCAAAACCCAAGAAAUUCAAGUACCCAAGAGAGCCAGAGAGAAAAAGAUCACUUCUUUGGGACCCAGAUCUUCUUCGUCUCCAAAAUCACUGUGAACCCAGAAGUGGAUUCUUCUCCAAUCACUCAGAAAUCAGAAACUCUGAUCUGGGUUUUUCUCCAUCCUCUGUUUCUUGAGCUUCCUCUGUUUUUUUCAAUGUGAUACAGAGAAAAACCCAAUUUCAAAUUUGGGGGUUUCUGUUUGGGUUUUGGGAUCUGGGUUUUUCUAAUGGAGGAGCUGAGAGGUGCAGGGCAUGUGUGCAAGUUCUGUGGUCAGAGUUGCGUGAGCGGCAAGGUCUUGGGAGGUCACAUGAGGUCUCACGCGUUCAAGAAUCCGAUCAAGUCAAGUAGAAAGCACAAGAAAGCCAACAUGGUUUUUCAAGAUGACGGCGACGGCAAUGUGGGUUAUGGCCUGAGAUUAAACCCCAAAAGGUCCUGGAAAUUUUCAGGCAAAGAAGAGGAAGAAGAGAUUGUGUGCAAGGUUUGUGGUAAAGCGUUUGAGAGAAAGAACGCUCUGUUUGGUCACAUGAGGCAUCACUCGGUGAAGCAGAGGAAUGAGGCUCAGUGGUGCAGAGAUUGCGGUAAAGGGUUUGAGUCUUUGAAAGCUUUGAGCGUUCAUAGGAGAGUUCAUGCAAAAAGAUUGAAGGGUUUUGAUGAAACAGAGAGGGGUUUAACCCAGAAGCUUUGCAUUGAGAGUUUGGGGCUGGUGAGGAAGAAAAGAUCUGCAAGAUUCAGGUACAGGAUUGCUUCUCCUAGUUCUUCAUUUUCUGGUUUGAAUUUGAGUGAGUGUAAAUUUGGUAAUGGGUGUGGAGUGGAUGUAGAAGAAGCUGCUUUUUGCUUGAUGAUGAUCUCUAGGGGUUUAGGGAAUUGGGGUCAGAUUAGUUCAGUGGCUGAGUCCUCAAAUAACAACUCGUUUUCUGUUGAGGUUGAGUCACCGAGUCAAAGGAAGCGAGUUAGGGACAAUGAGGGUGGGGUUUUUGCUUGGGAUGGUGAUUCUGGGUCUUUACAGAUCAAAAGGGCCAAGGUGGAGGUGUCAGCUGAUUGUGUUUUGGAUUGUGAGAAUGGCUCUAGUGUGAAGGAAGUGUCUGAGUUUGGUGAAAUUGAUUCUGGGUUUGUAGGUGAUGAGAUGCCUAAAUCUGGGUUUGUGUUAUAUGGUAUUGAAGAAUUGGAUGUGGAAACUAGUGAGGAGGAAGUAGAAGUGGGUUUAUCAGGUUUGGGGUCCAUGAAGUUUGGUUUGAGCAAGAAGGCUGUGCUUAAGGCUUGUGAUUCUGUGAACAAAGGGUUGUAUGCUACUGAAUCUGAAACCUUUGCUGAUUCUGAGAAGAAAAGAGAACACAAGUGCAGGAUAUGCAGAAGGGUUUUCGGCACCCAUCAGGCACUUGGAGGCCACCAGAGAGUUCAUAAGAGAAGUUACAAAAGCUUAGUGCUGAAGAAUGAGGAUGGUGAAGAUAGAACUCAGAUUGGCACACUUUGUGAGACUGAGGAUAAUUGCAAUCCUGCCAAGCUUGAAAGUAGUGAUAACUCAGUGGAGCAGGAGAUGGAAACUGUGACUGUGGGAGGUUCUGAGAGGAAGGGUCACGUGUGUGGUAUCUGCUUGAAGGUUUUUGCAUCAGGCCAAGCUUUGGGUGGUCACAAGAGGUCUCAUUAUGUCAAAGACUCGGAGAUAGCCACAGAUAAGACCAGAGUAAUGAAGCAACAGAUUUCUGAUAUCUGUGAUUCAUUUGAAGUCAGUCACCAAUUGAAACUUCAGGAGGAGAAUGAUGGUGUUGAAUUCAAGCCAUGGUGGGCUGGAACUGAACAAAAGCAUGAGCUGCUGGUGGGUUUGAUCCCCAACUAAGAAGUGACUCCAUGAAUGAAGUUUUUAGUGGUAUUUGCUAGUACAUAACUGGAGGUAAAAGCUUCUCUCCCUGCUGCUUGAGCUUUAAGUGGCAAUCCAAUUUUGUCCUACUUACUGGAUUUGCCUUUUGAUAUGAAGAAAUUCAUAUACCUGCAAAUUUGUAGAUUACUGAUUCAUUUGUGGAGCUCAAGUCCUGUAUUGUGACUAUUUUGUAAUUUUGAUGAACUAUAGUUCACUC
Messenger RNA from Rosa rugosa (rugosa rose), 2275 nucleotides. RefSeq lists its product as uncharacterized. Bases 430 to 2037 code for a protein of 535 amino acids. The transcript has a single exon. NCBI's taxonomy places the organism in Eukaryota, Viridiplantae, Streptophyta, Magnoliopsida, Rosales, Rosaceae. The record is from RefSeq and is a predicted model, not a curated record.